This is a messenger RNA of Cricetulus griseus (Chinese hamster), 2647 nucleotides long. Lineage: Eukaryota; Metazoa; Chordata; Mammalia; Rodentia; Cricetidae. The record is from RefSeq and is a predicted model, not a curated record.
GGAGGACGCGGCGGGUCCGCGGGGACCUGAGACCUCGGGAUCCGCGGUGUCCGCGCUCGCGGGGCGGCCUGGGAAAGUCAGCAGUCAGCAGCGCAGUGGCGGGAACCGCAGCCCGGCGGCCCUGGAAGCUCCCAGGGUUCACUGAUCACCGAGACCUGCUCACCUGUGCAGCAGAGCAGAGGAGACCUGGAAGGAGAGAGGAGACAGAAGCUAAGGAUGCAGGGAAGUGAGCCAUGUGUUCAUUGUUCCUGAAAGAGAAAUUCAAAGAAGCGAAACAGUAAGAAAUGGCUAAUUCUCCAGUAAAUAUAUCACAGGGUGUGUUGACCUUCAGGGAUGUAGCAGUGGACUUCUCCCAGGAGGAGUGGGAAUGCCUGGACUCUGCUCAGAGGGCUUUGUGCAUUGAUGUGAUGUUGGAGAAUUACAGCAACCUGGUCUUUGUGGAGAACUAUUGCAAAUGUGUUCCUGGUCAUCAAUAUGUGAAGAUUGAAAAGGAGUCUUGUCAGUGUAAUGUCUUUGGCAAAGUGCUGCAUGAUCCCUCCACAUGUGCACUUUAUAGAACAAGUGAAACUACAGAAAACUCUAAUAACUACACAUGCAGUAAUCACAGGGAUGCCUCUGUUGACUCAUCAAACUCAGAUAGACAUGAAAGCAUGCACACUGGAGAAGGAAGUUGCCAAUCUAAAGACCGGGAGAAAUCUUUAAAUGUUUGUUCCAACUUUACUCAAGAUCAGAGAGUCUACACUGCAAAGAAAGAGCAUAGGCAGGAAGGUGAUGAGAGUUCUUCAUCCAGGCUUUUGCAACAACCAAUCUAUUCUGAAGAAAAUGCACACCAGUGUGGGAAAUUCAAGAAAUGCUUCAGGACUGCCUCCUACCUCACUGAUCAUCAGAGAAUUUAUACUGGAAUUACACCCUGCCAGAGCACUGUUAGUGAAAAAUCCUUCACCCAGCUUUCUACUUGUAAAAUACACCAAAGCCUUCAUACUGUGGAGAAACCUUUCACACAUAAGGAAUGUCACAAGUCCUUACCUUGGAACUCACAAUUUAGAAUACAUCAGAAUGUUCACACUGAGGAGAAACCUUACAAAUCUAUCAAAUGUGGCAAGUUCUUUACCCAGGACUCAAAUCAUAGAAGACAUCAGGGAUUUCAUAUUGGAGAGAGACCUUACAAAUGUAUGGAAUGUGACAAGUCCUUUAUUUGGGAUUCAGAUCUUAGAAGACAUCAGAGAGUUCACACUGGAGAGAGACCUUACAAAUGCAUAGAAUGUGACAAGUCCUUUACCUGGAAUUCAGAUCUUAGAGCACAUCAAAGAGUUCACACUGGAGAGGGACCAUACAAAUGCAUAGAAUGUGACAAGUCCUUUACCCGGGACUCAGGCCUUAGAAAACAUCAGAGAGUUCAUACAGGAGAGAGACCUUACCAAUGCAUAGAAUGUGACGAGUCCUUUACCUGGAACUCACAACUUAGAAGACAUCAAAGUGAUCACACUGAGGAGAAACCUUACAAAUGUAUUGAAUGUGACAAGUCCUUUUCCUUGAACUCACAACUUAGAAGACAUCAGAGUGUUCACACUGAGGAGAAACCUUACAAAUGUAUGGAUUGUAACAAGUCCUUUAUCAAGAUGUCACAGUUUAUAAGACAUCAGAGGGUCCAUACUGGAGAGAGACAUUACAGUUGUGAGGAAUGUGACAAAUCUUUUAACUGUUCUUCAGGUCUUAGAAGACAUCAGAGAGUUCAUACUGGGGAGAGACCUUACACUUGUCAGGAAUGUGACAAAUCUUUUAGCUGUUGCUCAGGUCUUAGAAGACAUCAGAGAGUGCACACUGGAGAGAGACCUUACAGUUGUAUGGAAUGUGACAAAUCCUUUACCCAGGUCUCACUUCUUAGAACACAUCAGAGAGUUCAUACAGGAGAGAGACCUUACAUUUGCAAGCAAUGUGACAAAUCCUUUACCCAGGACUCACAUCUUAGAACACAUCAGAGAGUUCAUACCGGAGAGAGACCUUAUAGUUGUCUGGAAUGUGACAAAUCGUUUACCUAUUGCUCAGAUCUUAGAAGACAUCAGAGAGUUCAUACUGGACAGAGACCUUACAAAUGUAUGGAAUGUGACAAGUCCUUUACCUGGGAUUCAGAUCUUAGAACACAUCAGAGAGUUCAUACUGGGGAAAAACCUUACAAAUGCAUGCAAUGUGACAAGUCCUUUACCUGGAAUGCACAAUUUAGAAGACACUCAGUUCACACUGAGGAGAAACCAUACACGUGUAUUCAAUACGACAAGUCCGUUUCCAAGAUGUCACAUUUUAUAAAACAUCAGAGAGUUCAUACUGGAGAGAGACCUUACCAUUGUAAGCAAUGUGACAAAUCUUUUACUAGAGGCAAACAAGUUAGAACACAUCAGAAUAUCCAUACUGGAAAGAAACCUUACAAAUGCUAAGGCUGGCAUUUCCUAUACCCAUAUUACAAGUCUUAACAGAUGGAGAGAAAAAUACCAUUGUAAAUACUGUGAUAUACCAUUUUCUGCUUACAAAUAACAACAGUAUAUAUAAUAGAAAUAAAGAUAAGAAACUUGUGAAAACUUUUAUUGAGGUUUAAGUCUUAGAAAAUAUCACAGUGUUUAUGCCAGAUUAAAAUUCUCCCAAUGUUACUGCA